AGGGGUACCACUGUAAACCUCCAUUCAAGAUCUCACCAGCCUUGCAAUCCUGUCAUAUAUUUGUCAAUAAUAGCGAAGUUAAACAUGUCUAUAUCUAACGCCUUUUGCUACGUUGGUGUGGCCACGACCUGCUACUGGAUGAUUCAGCUGGCUCGAUAUCUCUACUGCUACAUCCGCCCAAGCUCCCUCCCUCGCUACAACCCCACCGGGAAAGACGCAUGUGCUCUCGUAACUGGUGCUACUGAUGGGAUUGGUUUUGGAUUUGCUGAAGAGCUCAGCGAGCGUGGAUUCAACGUCUUCCUGCACGGCCGGAACCGUGAGAAACUCAGUCGGAGACAAGAGGAACUCCAGACGAAGUUCCCGAACAUCAAGUAUAAGAUCAUCGUUUCCGAUGCGGCUAAUAUCCACGAGGAUGUCAACCUGAUUCCCAACGAGAUUGGCGAUGCAAACCUUACGGUCCUGGUGAACAACGUUGGAGGAGAGAAUCAGUCAUACCGGGGCCUGACAGAGCUGUCGUAUCAGGAUGUCCGGACUACCAUCAACACCAAUGCCACUUUCAUGGCACAGCUCACCCGAGUCUUACUCCCGGUCCUCGAGAAGAACGGUCCCAGCCUAGUCCUCAACGUCUCUUCGAUUGCGGCUUACGGCAUGCCAUUUGUCCCCGUGUAUAGCGCGACGAAGGGAUUCGUCGAUUCGUUCAGCAGAGCCCUCGACGCAGAGGUGAAGGCGCGCGGACAAGACGUGGAGGUACUCGCAAUUCGAGUGGGAAGUGUGCGGAGCCAGAGCAACGACGUCGAUGUGGGCUUAAUGGUCCCUGACUCACGGACCAUGGCUGCCGCUUCAUUGGAUCGUGUUGGAUGUGGCCUUCCGCUGAUCUUUGGAUACUGGGGUCAUGCGAUUGCGGGCCUCAGUCUUGAUUUCAUCCCCAGACCUUUCAUGGUCAAGAUGUUGGCGAACACCAUGGAUUCUCUGAAGAGGCAAGCUGAAGAGAGGCAAGCGAAGCGGAACUAGUGCGCAUGCCACUCUAUAUAACAGUACUCCCACUGUCUUGGUCGAAUUGUUUGCAUAUGAUAUCCGAUACCCGAGGCUUUCGAAGUAUAUACAGUACCUUGCAUGUGUAUGCACGUACAUAAAUAGUACUCACAAAUGUGACCCAAUUUUCUGUUUAUACAUAGCAUACUCUGUACAUUGAACCAAUAUCUCUUUUCCAC
Molecule: messenger RNA, 1211 nt
Organism: Aspergillus glaucus CBS 516.65
Lineage: Eukaryota; Fungi; Ascomycota; Eurotiomycetes; Eurotiales; Aspergillaceae
Product: putative short chain dehydrogenase/reductase
Exons: 1
Coding region: 85-1011 (308 amino acids)
Cellular component (GO): endoplasmic reticulum
Molecular function (GO): oxidoreductase activity
Source: RefSeq, a predicted model, not a curated record